ACGGGGCUCUAGGCUUCUGUCUGUCAUCGUACCGCGCGGCAAGCAGACAACCCCGGUGCGUGCUAUUGAACGCUUCGACAUUACCUUAAUACCGUGGCCAACGCAUUUCACGGCCGUCGAGUUAGCCGAGGGAACCUCGAGAUACCCCCUUUUUUCUGGGCCUUUUUUUUCGCGGGAGGGAGAGGGAUCACCGAGCCUGUUGUGUUUUUCGGGAUUGUGUAAGCCAACGCGAAGGCACAGUGAGAAAGAGAAAGUUCAAAUGCUUUCGGAAUCGUACCCCACAAACGGUCCGAAACACUAAAAUCGCGGUAUACGCGGUGCUCAUUACAUACAUCCCUACGUAGAAGGUGUUCGAGUGCUCGCGAGUGAACACGUGUGCGUGUGUUUGUGUCUGUUUGUAUGUGCAACAACAGCGGAGUCUGCCCAAAAGUGUUGAAGUGCUGUGAUUAAGUGGCCAAGAUGACGGUGGGCAUCACCAGCACGCUACAGUUCAUUGCCGGCAAUUCGGCCCAGUACAUGAAGCCGGGAUCAAAUGAUCAAUCACAGCAGUCUGCGGCGGCGGCAGCAGCGAAUGGUGCUGCUGCUGCUGCUGGCAGUACCACCUUCCCGGACAGCAACAACAACGAGAUGGAGGAUGAUCGUAGCGUAAGCAACAAGGAUAUCGACAGCUAUCUCAAGCACUACAACCGUUGGCAGCAGUCUGCCUGGGGCCGCACACUGUCAAACCUGCUGAAGCAAUACUUCGGUUACGAGUUCGAUGCCGAAAUCAAGUGGAACAAUGUGUUCAUGAUCGGGAUCUUUCACGUGAUUGCCAUCAGCUCCUUUCUCUACUACGUCCUGCAGGCCACGCUCGUCACCUAUCUCUGGGGUUUCUUCGUCGGAGGCUGUGCCGGGUUUGGGGUAACGGGCGGCGUACACCGGCUAUGGUGCCACCGUUCGUACAAGGCGAAGCUGCCGCUCCGCAUCAUCCUGAUGUGCUGCUACUCGAUCGCGGGCCAGAACACGAUCUACGACUGGGUCCGGGAUCAUCGCAUCCAUCACAAGUACUCGGAAACGGACGGUGAUCCACACAACGCGAACCGGGGCUUCCUGUACGCGCACGUCGGCUGGCUGAUGCUGCGCAAGCACCCGGAGUGCAUCAAGAAGGGCCGGCUGAUCGAUAUGACCGACGUCGUGAGCGAUCCGGUCGUGCAGUUCCACCACAAGAACUUUGUGCUGAUGAAGCUGCUGUUCUGCUUCAUACUGCCAACGUUCAUCCCGUGGUACUUCUUCGGCGAAACGUUCCUGAUGUCCUUCUUCAGCCAGUGUUUCGUCCGGUACGUGCUAAGCCUUAACUUUACCUGGCUGGUCAACAGUGCCGCCCAUCUGUACGGAAACCAUCCAUACGAUAAGCGCAUCAAUCCCGCGGAAAACCGUGCCGUUUCCGUGGUGGCCAUGGGCGAAGGAUGGCACAACUAUCACCAUGUGUUCCCGUGGGACUACAAAGCAGCGGAGCUGGGCAACUACUCGGUCAACGUGACCACCUUCUGGCUGGACGUUUUCGCCAAGAUUGGCUGGGCAUACGAUCUGAAGCAACCGUCCCAGGAUUUGGUGCGCAGGACGAUCGAGAAGUACGGCGACGGUACACACAUUACUGCCCGGAUCGGGCACAUGGAGGAGGUUCCUGCACCAGCCGAAUCGUAGAACCGUCCGGGUGCAUCGCAAACCAAAGUUUCUGUGCCCCAUUUCUUCCCAGCAGGCUGUCGGGUGUUCUAUGUGUUUUUAAACUUUAUUUUGUAAUAAAUAUCUCCUUCUAAAAACGAA
Messenger RNA from Anopheles stephensi (Asian malaria mosquito), 1803 nucleotides. Its product is annotated as acyl-CoA Delta(11) desaturase-like. The record is from RefSeq and is a predicted model, not a curated record. The coding region runs from base 460 to 1683 and encodes 407 amino acids. Gene Ontology annotation, cellular component: endoplasmic reticulum membrane. The transcript is spliced from 5 exons. Gene Ontology annotation, biological process: unsaturated fatty acid biosynthetic process. NCBI's taxonomy places the organism in Eukaryota, Metazoa, Arthropoda, Insecta, Diptera, Culicidae. Gene Ontology annotation, molecular function: stearoyl-CoA 9-desaturase activity; iron ion binding.